Messenger RNA from Lemur catta (Ring-tailed lemur), 3198 nucleotides. It is a transcript of the gene PARP8, whose product is annotated as poly(ADP-ribose) polymerase family member 8. The transcript has 27 exons. Gene Ontology annotation, molecular function: NAD+ poly-ADP-ribosyltransferase activity; kinase binding; protein serine/threonine kinase activator activity. Gene Ontology annotation, biological process: endoplasmic reticulum unfolded protein response. Gene Ontology annotation, cellular component: nuclear envelope; intracellular anatomical structure; endoplasmic reticulum tubular network. The record is from RefSeq and is a predicted model, not a curated record. Bases 293 to 2923 code for a protein of 876 amino acids. Lineage: Eukaryota; Metazoa; Chordata; Mammalia; Primates; Lemuridae.
UCUAAACAACAGGAUUGUGGGGGCUUUCUCUGGACUGACUGGCAAAGGGGUGGCUUUUGAAAACAAACCAAACGGAUAUCCAUCUUUUAGGAAGACCCUGGAACGUGCCUGUUAAUUCUGCCAAUUUUCUAUGAACAGAAAUACCUGAGAGAGAAGAACUGGUUGGUGAGUCUCUCUGGAAGUGGAGGAAGUCGCUCAAAAGGGGCUGUGUUUUGUAAACGGCGCCCCAGAGGGGCCGAACUACUUCGGUCUGGAGGAAAAAGACUCAGGAACUAAGGAAAGUGGAGGGUGCAUGUCUAGCGUAAUUUCAAGGCUUUUUCCAUCCUGUCUGAUGUGGCAACAAGGGAUUUAUUUAAUGGGGAUGUGUUCAAGGCAAGAGCGAAUUCAGAAGGAUAUCGACAUCGUGAUCCAGAAGUCCAGAGCCGAGAAGGACUGCCUGUUUGCAGAUUUCAGAUACUCAGACUCCACCUUUACUUUUACCUACGUUGGCGGCCCCAAAAGUGUGUCAUACUCAGUACACGUAUCCGAAGAUUACCCAGAUAAUACAUACGUGUCAAGUUCAGAAAAUGAUGAAGAUGUACUAGUUACUACAGAGCCAAUUCCAAUAAUUUUUCAUAAAAUAGCAACAGAAUUAAGAAAAACAAAUGACAUUAACUGUUGCUUAUCCAUAAAAUCGAAAUUACAAAAGGAAAAUGGCGAGGAGUCAAGACAGAAUAGUACAGUGGAAGAAGAUUCUGAAGGUGAUAAUGAUUCUGAAGAAUUUUAUUAUGGAGGACAGGUGAACUAUGAUGGGGAACUGCACAAGCAUCCACAGCUGGAAGCUGAUUUGUCGGCAGUGAGAGAGAUAUAUGGGCCACAUGCAGUUUCUCUCAGGGAAUAUGGAGCCAUUGAUGAUGUAGAUAUUGAUCUACAUAUUGAUGUUAGUUUUCUUGAUGAGGAGAUUGCUGUGGCUUGGGAAGUAAUUCGAACAGAACCUAUAAUUGUUCGACUACACUGUUCACUUACACAGUAUUUAAAUGGUCCAGUGCCCACUGUUGAUGUCUUUCAGAUUUCCACAAAAGAACGAUUUGGAUUGGGACAUCAGCUAAAAAAAAUCAUGCAGACAUUUGUUACACAGCAGUGGAAACAGAGCAAGGAAAAAUCCAAUUGCCUGCACAAUAAAAAGUUGUCAGAAAAGAAAGUGAAGUCUCCCCUGCAUUUAUUUUCUACUUUGCGCAGGUCGCCAAGUUAUCCUCCCCCUGGUUGUGGUAAAAGCAAAUCCAAACUGAAAUCUGAGCAAGAUGGAAUCUCCAAAACGCAUAAGCUGCUACGGAGGACUUGUUCCAGCACAGUCAAGACCGAUGACGUGUGCACUGCAAAGUCGCACAGGACCUUUGGUCGCUCCCUGUCCAGCGAUCCCAGGGCUGAGCAGGCGAUGACAACAAUUAAAUCACACAAACUCUUGAACCGUUCCUGCCCUGCAGCCGUUAAGCAAGAGGACUGCCUCACUCUAAAGUCACAUAAACUAUUGACUCGAUCUUGUUCUGGAGAUCCACGAUGUGAGCACAACACCAACCUAAAGCCCCACAAACUGUUAAGCAGGUCUUACUCCAGUAAUCUCAGAAUGGAAGAAUUAUAUGGACUGAAAAAUCACAAAUUGCUUAGCAAGUCCUACUCCAGUGCCCCCAAGUCAUCCAAAACUGAGCUUUUCAAGGAACCUAACGCAGAGGGCAGGAGGCUCUCUCUUACCUCAGGGCUUAUUGGUAUCUUAACACCAUCUUCAUCUUCAUCUUCCCAGAUUGCUCCAAAUGGUGCAAAAUGCGUUCCAAUACGAGACCGUGGCUUCCUAGUGCAGACAAUUGAGUUUGCUGAACAGCGGAUCCCUGUAUUGAAUGAAUACUGUGUGGUUUGUGAUGAGCCACACGUGUUUCAAAAUGGCCCUAUGCUUAGGCCCACUGUGUGUGAACGGGAGCUGUGCGUAUUUGCUUUUCAAACCCUGGGAGUCAUGAAUGAAGCUGCUGAUGAAAUAGCAACUGGAGCUCAGGUAGUGGUAGAUCUGCUGGUCUCCAUGUGUAGAUCUGCGUUGGAGUCUCCUAGAAAAGUUGUCAUUUUCGAGCCAUAUCCUUCUGUGGUAGAUCCUAAUGAUCCUCAGAUGUUGGCCUUCAACCCCAGGAAAAAGAACUAUGAUCGAGUAAUGAAAGCACUGGAUAGCAUAACUUCUAUCAGAGAAAUGACCCAAGCACCAUAUCUGGAAAUCAAGAAGCAGAUGGAUAAACAGGACCCCCUUGCUCAUCCCCUACUGCAAUGGGUUAUAUCAAGUAAUAGGUCACAUAUUGUGAAACUGCCGGUUAAUAGGCAAUUGAAGUUUAUGCAUACUCCACAUCAGUUUCUUCUUCUCAGCAGUCCACCAGCCAAAGAAUCCAAUUUUAGAGCUGCUAAAAAACUCUUUGGAAGCACCUUCGCAUUUCAUGGCUCUCACAUUGAAAACUGGCACUCUAUCCUGAGGAAUGGUCUGGUUGUUGCUUCUAAUACACGAUUGCAGCUCCACGGUGCAAUGUAUGGAAGUGGAAUCUAUCUUAGUCCAAUGUCAAGCAUAUCAUUUGGCUACUCAGGGAUGAACAAGAAGCAGAAGGUGUCAGCCAAGGACGAGCCAGCUUCAAGCAGUAAAAGCAGCAAUUCAUCACAGUCACAGAAAAAAGGACAGCAAUCCCAAUUUCUGCAAAGCCGUAACUUAAAAUGCAUAGCCUUAUGUGAAGUGAUCACCUCACCUGACCUGCACAAACACGGAGAGAUAUGGGUUGUCCCAAAUACCGAUCAUGUCUGCACACGAUUCUUUUUUGUCUAUGAAGAUGGCCAAGUGGGAGAUGCAAAUAUUAAUACACAAGAAGGAGGCAUUCACAAAGAGAUCCUCCGAGUAAUUGGUAAUCAAACUGCUACUGGUUAAAGGACCACCAUUUAAUUAACAUGAUUUGAAAGCCUUCCUCGGGUUCAAAGCUGGAUUUUGAACUGAAGAAGAUGAUAAAAUAAUUUAUUGUUAUUAUCAACAAAUUUAACCCUUUGAAUACUGAUUUUUUUUCUUAGUAUUUCUAAGUAUCUCAUUAAAUACCUAAAAUGGUAUAAAAUUUAUCAAUUGUAGGGUUAUGGAAUCUAGUAAUAAAAUUAAAACAGCACUUAAACUGAAGUUUGGGUUGCUCAUACAAUAAACAGAUUGAAAAAACA